Grus americana (Whooping crane) is the source of this 8887-nucleotide messenger RNA. RefSeq names its product FRAS1 related extracellular matrix 1 (gene FREM1). Gene Ontology annotation, cellular component: membrane. The record is from RefSeq and is a predicted model, not a curated record. Gene Ontology annotation, biological process: cell communication. NCBI's taxonomy places the organism in Eukaryota, Metazoa, Chordata, Aves, Gruiformes, Gruidae. The transcript is spliced from 37 exons. The coding region runs from base 525 to 7085 and encodes 2186 amino acids.
GCAAAGAGUGUUUAUUGUGGAUUUUUAGUACGGAGAAAACUACAGCCAAGCUGACCAGAAAGACUGGAAUUUCAUCUAUCUCUCCCCCCCACUUCCCCCCUCCCGCCCCGUCUUUCUCUCUGUCGUCCACUCAUUGGAUUUCUUCCUCUGCCAGCCUUUUAAACCAGGGAUUACUGGGUCAGUGACAUGCAUUAUUCCUUUUACUCUAGCAUGAUCUCAUGUUCAGCCUCCUGGAGAAACACUGCUACCUGAUUAACAAACCUUAAAAGUACUCUGAGAACACAUUCAUCAUUUUGUCAGGCUUGACCAAUGAAUUUUAUAAAAACCCAAGGAUAUUUUGAAAGGCCCCUGUCCAAAUUUCAGUCAAGGGGUGCAUCUUAAUAGAAAACAUGUGAUACGUUGUUACCUGCGAAUAACAUUUUGGUCCUUCAUUACAUGGUGAAAAUCUGCUGGUGGAGAAAGAGACGACUUGUUUUGUUAAGAACAUUUUCACUGGUGGAAAAGAGCUGGCAUCCCCUCACACUAUGAAGCCCUUUGAGAAAAGCUGGUUGUUUCUACUGCUGCCUGUUGUACUAAGAGUUGACUGCUCCUCCUUUAUUAGCGUCAACCUUGGUAUGAAAGUGAUGAAGGGACAGUCUGUCUUCCUGUCAGAAGAUGACCUCAAGUUUUCCAUCCCCAGAGAGGAGGAUGCCUGCAAAAUAGAAGUUGUGAUUAAUGAGCCAAUAACACAGAGGGUUGGGACACUGACUCCACAGGUUUUUGACUGUCACUUCCUUCCUAAUGAAGUCAAAUAUACCCACAAUGGCUGUCCGAUUUUAGAUGAAGACACGGUCAUGCUUAGGCUAUACAGGUUUACAGAAACUGAAACGUUUGUAGAAACAUUCACCCUCCAUGUGCAGCUACUUGAGCCAGACUGUAACAUCAUCAAAAUGCGCUCCCGUGCCCUGGAGGUCCCUGAGUACUAUGGUCUGUCCAGCGUGAUUGACAAGAAUGUCCUCACUUUUGACUAUGACAGGAAGAUAAAUCUGGAUUGCACCAUUUCCAUAGCCUCUUUGGAAACGCACCUGCCUGCUCAUGGCCAGCUCAUCACCAGGGAAGCACAGCCAGAGCAGCUUCAUGGAGAUCAGCCACAGAGCUUCUUCCCUGGCCCUAACCGCAGCCUGGGCCAGCAGUGCGGAAACGGGAGCUGCGUGCUGGGACCAGGAGUCAUUCACAACACAAAAAUGAGCUGCGAAGAAUUUCUGAGGAUGGGGAUUCGAUAUCAGCACCUUGACCCUCCCUCGCCUGACACUGAUUAUAUUCCAGUGAGGCUGGAUCUCACAGACAGCAGAAGCAAAACUCUGCACAAGACUGAGUAUGCAUGGCUCCCUGUUCAGAUUAAAGGUGCUAUUCCCAAUCAAAUACCCAAAGCUGCCCCAAUGGCAAAGUUCAUCUUGGAAGUAGAUCAAUUUAUUUUAACCCCCCUUACAACUACAACCAUUGAUGCCGAAGACAGCGAAACUCCAAAAUCCCUGCUUGUAUUCAACAUUACGAAGCCACCUCUGCACGGCUUCAUCACUCAUCUGUCUGACCAUACAAAAGCUGUUGGUUCCUUCACAUGGAAGGAUCUCAGUGACACGCUUAUUGCUUACCAGCCUCCAAAUAACAGCCAUACAGAGAGGAGGAAUUAUGAGGUGGAAUUUGAGGUUCAUGACUUCUACUUUGAAAGGAGUUUACCGAUCACUGUGCAUCUUUCUAUCAGAACAACAGAUACAAAUGCUCCUCGGGUUUCAUGGAAUACAGGCCUCAACAUCCUGGAAGGGCAAUCCCGACCGAUCACAUGGCAACACUUCCAAAUUGUAGACAAUGAUGACAUCCAAAAUGUUCGCUUGGUCAUAGUUGACGGCUUACAGCAUGGGCGGAUCACAGUGAGAGGAGGGAAAGGAUUCAUUUUCACAGUCUCUGACAUUCAGGCUGGAGUUGUUCACUACCAUCAUGAUGACAGUGAUUCUACUAAGGACUUUGUGGUAUUUAGGAUUUUCGAUGGCCUCCACAGUAUUCGCCAUAAGUUUCCAAUCAAUAUCCUCCCUAAAGAUGACAGCCCUCCAUUUCUUAUCAGCAAUAUGGUCAUUGAAGUUUAUGAGGGACAGACAAUCCUGAUUCAGGGCUCCAUGCUCCAUGCUUCUGACAUGGAUUCCAGUGAUGAUUACAUACUAUUCAAUAUUACCAAGCCACCACAGGCUGGAGAAAUCAUGAAGAAACCAGGACCAAACUUGAUAGGGUAUUCUGUCAGCAGUUUUCUUCAGAGGGAUCUAUUUAAUGGAAUAAUUUAUUAUCAUCAUUUGGGAGGAGAAAUAUUUGAAGAUUCCCUUGAAUUUGUGCUGUGUGAUAGCCAUGACCCUCCCAAUCUCUCAAAGCCACAGGUGAUGAUGGUGCACAUUAUCCCUGUGGAUGACCAGCUACCCAGAGAAGCCCCAGGUGUGAUCCGUCACCUGGUUGUUAAGGAGACUGAGAUUGCUCACCUAACUAAGAAACAUCUCCAUUUCAUAGACGUGGAAGAGCAAGACAGGGAACUCACAUACACCAUAACUACUUCCCCAUUUUUCUCUUGCAUGCAUGGCCACUCAGAUGCUGGGAAGCUGUUUAUGGUGGACACCAUCCCCAAGCUGGUCAAGGAUCCUGCUGCUCUUGCACUGUGGUCAUUUACUCAGCAUGCUGUGAACUAUAUGAAAGUUGCCUACAUGCCGCCACUGCAGGACAUCGGGCCUGAGCCUCAGCAAGUCCAGUUUAUUUUUUCCAUCAGCAAUCAGCAUGGUGGCACUUUGUAUGGGAUCUGCUUCAAUAUUACAAUUCUUCCUGUGGACAAUCAAGCCCCAGAGGUUUUUACAAGCCAUCUGAGAGUGGAAGAGGGUGGCCUGAGCCCUGUCACAGAAGGACACAUUCUCAUCUCUGACGUGGACACGAAACGGGAGCAUCUCCUCCUCCUCCUGCAGAGACAGCCUCAGCAUGGGGCGGUGGAGCUGGAUGGCAUUCCCAUGAAUGAAGGCGACAGGCUUUCCUGGGGGCACUUGCACACCCUGGCAGUCAGGUAUCGGCAUGACGGCUCUGAGACUCUCACUGAUGAUGUCCUUUUUGCAGCCACAGAUGGCAUCCACUUUGUAGAGUUUAUUCUGCAGAUCACGGUGUUGCCUGUGAAUGAUGAACCACCUGUUAUGCGAACAGGCCUUGUUCCUGUGCUCCACUGCCUGGAGGGUGAAGAAGUGGUCCUCUCCUCAAAGUACAUUUAUGCCACAGACGCAGACAGUGAUGACAUGAAACUGAUGUUUAUACUGGCUCGCCAGCCCUACCACGGGGUAGUGAGGAAAGCUGGCAUCGCUGUGGAUCGUUUCUCCCAAGCUGAUGUCAUCUCUGGUUUAGUCACGUAUAAGCACACUAGUGGGGAGAUUGGCCUGACUCCUUCUACUGACAUCUUAACCUUCAUUGUCUCUGAUGGUGAGGCUGGCCUAGAUGUGAAAGACUGCUGUUAUGAUGGACCUCUUCCUCCUCCAGUUCCUCUUCAUGAUCCAUUUCCAGUAUAUGACCUUAACAUCACUAUACUUCCAGUGGACAAUCAGCCUCCAUCAAUUGCAACCGGUGCAAGGUUUGUGGUGGAGGAGGGCUCCUCAGCAGCCCUUACCACCAACCAUUUGUUUGCCACUGACCCUGACACCACUGCAGAUGACUUAGAGUUUGUUUUGGUUUCUCCUCCCCAGUUUGGUUACAUUGAAAAUAUACUGCCUUCUCCUGGGUUUGAGAAGAGCAACAUUGGUAUAAGUAUUGCUUCAUUUCAGCUGAAGCAUCUGAAAGCCCUGAACAUAAACUAUGUACAAGCCAGGCACGUGCGAAUGGAGCCAACAGCAGAUCACUUUGUACUUUAUGUCACUGAUGGGCUGCAUCGCUCAGCAGAGACUCCAUUUUUCGUGCUGAUCAACCCAACCAAUGAUGAAGUCCCAGAAUUCAUAGCAAGGAAUAUUACUGUUCAUGAGGGUGAGACAAAAGAGCUGGAUCUCUCUGUUAUCAAUGCGGUUGAUCUAGAUGUGCCUCAAGACCAUUUGGUAUUUGGGGUUGUGCAGAGGCCUUGGUACGGGUUCCUUAUUAAUGGAGUUCAUGGCUAUGAUAUUCUACACUAUAAACAGUUAAUAAACCACGACCACCACAGCCAUGAGUUGUUUGUUCAUGACUUUUCCAUGGAGCAACUGAAGAAUGGAAUGAAGCUGAUGUACAUGCAUGACAAUUCGGAAAACCUCACUGACAGCUUUAAAAUCCAGUUAUCAGAUGGGAAACAUAAAGUCCUCAGAACCAUUUCAGUAAAGGUCAUUCCAGUUAAUGAUGAGAAACCAGUGCUGAGCAAGAAGGAUGACAUAGAGGUGAACAUGGGUGAAACUCGAAUCAUUUCUAGUGCUGUUCUGUCAGCAGAAGAUAAAGAUACCCCCAGGGAGAGAAUUUACUACUUAUUUGAAAGACUUCCAGAAAAUGGUCAGCUUCAGCUCAAGGUCGGCCAAGGCUGGAUGACUCUCCAAACAGGAAUGAAGUGCACUCAGGAAGAACUGGAUAUGAACCUUGUGAGAUAUGUCCAUACAGGAGCUGUAGGGUCCAAAAGCCAAGACAGCUUCACAUUUUAUCUUUGGGAUGGGUACAACAGAUCCCCAGCUAUGGACUUCUACAUAAAUAUCAAGGACAUGGAAAAGGGAGACAUUGCUGUUUUCAUAAAACCUCUUAGAGUGCCAAAAGGGGAUCGGGGCUAUAUUACAACCAAUGUCCUCCUUGCACUGGAUGGUAGUGACAAGCCAGAGGAGCUCCUCUAUGUGAUAACCUCCCCACCCCAGUAUGGACGAAUAGAGUAUGUCAGCUAUCCUGGCAUCCCCAUUACAAGCUUCAGUCAAAUGGAUGUAGCAAGACAGAUAGUUUGCUAUGUUCACAACACAAAAGCAGUUGUUCCUGAAGAUACAUUCAGAUUCAUCAUCAGCAAUGGACUGAGGACUAAGCAUGGGACAUUCAUGAUCUCCUUGGAGGCAGUCGACCAAGCUUUGCCCACACUAUCUAGGAACAUGGGGUUAAGAUUAGUGGAAGGUGCUAUAGCACUCCUUUCUCCUGAUGUCCUGCAGCUUUCAGACCCAGACACUGCCAAAGAAAACCUUACCUUCCUCUUGGCUCAUCUUCCCCAAUACGGUCAUCUCUAUUACCGAGGGGCUGUGCUACUGCAGUACAAUUUCACCCAGCAAGAUGUGGACAACAGGGAUGUUGCAUACAAGCACCGAGGUGGGGAUUCCCAGACUGACAGAUUUACAUUUGUUGCAACAGAUAGGACUAAUCAAGGAUUCAUCGUGAAUGGGAGGGUGCAGAACGAGCCAGUGGCAUUCACCAUUCAGGUGGAUCAUUUGGACAACAUGGCACCAAAAAUUCUUCAUCUCCGUUGCUUUUCUGAUGUGGAACUGCUGAAGAAUGGCAAUUACGGGAUCUAUAUUACUGCCAGGUCCCUGAAGGCAUCUGACCCCAAUACAGAAGAUGACAACAUAAUUUUUAAGAUUUUACAAGGUCCUCAUUAUGGCUACCUGGAAAAUAUAACAACAGGUGGAUUUAUUCGGGAAGGGUUUAGCCAAAAGGAUUUAAACAGCAAAAUCAUACUUUAUGUCAUCAAUCCUUCGCAGGAAGUGAAUUCAGACAACGUAGAGUUUCAGGUCACAGAUGCCAGUGGAAACUCGGCGGUGCCCCAAAGGCUGGAGCUACGGUGGUCUCGGAUUGAAAUGCAACAGACGGAAUAUGAAGUGUGUGAGAGCGUGGGGGUGGUGUCUCUGAAAAUCACCAGGGCAGGACACUCUGCAGAUUCUGCCUUUAUUGCUGUGAAGGUCAACGAAAUAUCUGCUAUUCUGGGAAAGGACUUUACAGUGACUCCGUCCAAGCUUCUUCAGUUUGAUCCAGGAAUGUCAACCAAGACGUGGAAUAUAGCAAUUACCUAUGACGGAUUAGAGGAAGAUGAUGAAGUCUUUGAAGUAGUUCUGAACUCCCCUGUGAAUGCUGUUCUUGGCACCCGGACAAAAGCCGUAGUGAAAAUUUUGGACUCAAAAGGAGGUCAGUGCAGCUAUUCCCAUUCUUCUGGCCAAAGCAAGCACGACUUCUGGGGGAGAGGCACGCUGUUUCCAGUUUCCUCAGGCUCCUCACCACCUUCCAGGCCUGGCAAUGCUCCCUUGGAAGGGAUCCCACCGCCUCCUUCCAAAGGGAUGAGAGAGCACGGAGGGGACCCACGGCAGGAACACAGCCUGGCGAAUCGGUCAAGAACCAGGCUGAGAGUGACUGGAAAUGGCAGAAUAGUUCAUCCUUCAUCUGUAUUUAGAAAUGGAACUGAUGUGGUUUUCAAAUAUCACGGGAUGGUAUCACUCAAAGUAGAGAAUGACACCUCAUCAGCUAAAGCAAACAAGAAGGCUGAAGUGUCAGUAAUUAGCCAAGCACAACCACAGAUAAAUGUCGUCUCCUCUAGGAAGACAGAAAUCCCACAAGCUGAUAAGGCAGAACUAGCAUCUGAACCAAGCUCAAGACAUCAGGACUUUUACUCUUUCCCAAAGGCCUGUACACCAGAUUUAAAGGGCCUCUUACAUUACGAAGAAAGCACUCAAAAGUUAUUCCAGUGUGAUGGGAUGAUAUGGAAAUUCUGGAAUUCCCAAAGCAAGGAAGUAAGCACGAAGAAAUGUCCCUCCGGAUGGAGUCAUCAUGAGGGCAGCUGCUACUUCCUGGUAGUGAAUCACAAGGUCACCUGGAACAUUGCUGCUCGGGCUUGCAGAGAACAAUACCUGGGGAGUCUGGCAAGUGUGGCUAAUGAACAACACAUGCAGUGGCUGUGGGACUUCAGUGGGAGGAAGCCCUUUUGGAUAGGCUUGAAUGACCAAGUCAAUCCUGGACAUUGGGAGUGGAAUGGAGGAGAACCUGUAACCUACAUGAACUGGAGAAGAGGCUCCUACCACUUUCCAAAGAGAGGAAGAAAUUGCGUAUUGGUGCAGAAGCGAGGAAAAUGGCAAGCAGCUGACUGCAGGAAGGCCAAAUGGAACAGCUAUGUAUGUUCAAGAAAGCUGUAAAGCAUGGAGGAUCCCUGUGAAAGCACAUGGACAUUCGUGUUGUUUCAGUCUUAUUUAUCUGCAGACACGUGAUGGUGUGCAAUUAAAAAGUGUCCUAAUUAUCAGCAAGGUUUAUUUUAUAUGCUGCCAGAGAUGCAGGUGCGUUGGACUCUAACCAAGGAAUAGAGGUCAGUUGCAAAGAUUAAGUCCACAUUAAGGUUUUGAACUCUCCCCAAAUACUUUGAUCUGUCACUUGCUCGUAUGUAUUUUUACACCAAAGAGCUAGGCCUAAAGGCUUUUAUCACAUUUCUGUGUAAAAAUACUAUUUUAUUUUUUUUAAAGAAAGCAGCACAUCAGUUGAUUUGCUUCACUCUUAAGGAGGGGUUGUGAAUUGGCUGUUGCUUUAAUUUAUUUGCAGUAGAAACUGUAGUUUUACCCUGCAGUCACAAAAACAGGAAGACUGGCUGGGGUGGAAAUGAGGGCAGACUCUGCUGGCUAAAACCAGGUCCUCUUGGGUGACAAGGGGAGGGACAUUAUGUCAGGAGACUGCGGCUUCUUUGGUGGAAGUACAAUGUCUUACGAAAAUACCAACGGCAGGUUUUAGUGACAGAGGAGCCAAGCCUUGUAUUUCUUUUUCUACCUCCCAAGGCCAGCAGAUCCUGGCCUAAUGGAUCUGCUCACACAGUGCUGUAUAUUGAUUCACAUUCCUAACCAAGAUUGUUCAAUGUUUUUUGGAGUUGCAGGAUGGUGCUGUAAUUUUUAGUGUAAUUAAAUAAUCAGACCUCUUCAAUCUAAUACUAUACCAAAGGAUGAUUUAUACAAAAAAAAAUAAUACUGAAGAUUAAUCCUAGAAUAUUAUCUUGGGAUAUUCAGUGAUACAUGAACAUCAAUAGGAUUUACAUGUGUGUAUAAACCAAUGUAAUCGUGAGACAUAUUUUGUACUAAAGCAGCUAUGGCUUUUGAAAAGUAUUAAUCUAAGUACUUAUUAGGGCUUAGAGGUUUUUAAAAAUAAUAACUAAAAAUCCAGAUUUAGUUCUGAGAAAGGCUUAAAAAUCAGCAUUUAAUAUGCAAAAAAAGCUGUCCAUAACUUAAUUUUAACUUAUUUUAAAUAUAUGCUGUUGCAGAGGUACCAUUUGAUAACAUUACAGUAAAUUCAUAUUUUGACCUAUCAAAAAUCUUGCUUUAGGAUCUUCUUACUGCUGGCCUUAAAAUAAAAAUAAUAAAAAAAAAGAAACAAGUCAUAAUCUUCCUAAAAAAAAAUAUUAAAAAUUAAAGCUCCUCUCAAACCCUCCCUUUGCCCAUGAUGAGUGUGUGACAGUUGGCAUGGCACUGGGUAGGCUGAAUUUGCCCUGUACCUUACGAACUCUCAUCCCUCCCAUCUGCCUGCCUGCUGCCAGCAGUUGAUUCUCCCCUUGCCCCCAGUCAGCUCAUCUACCCAGCCUCUGGACCGAUUGCAUCUGUACGCUAUUUCACCAGAGGUGCAAAACCUCCCUCUGGGAUUCCUCACAGCAAUUUCUCAGUCCUGCGAGAGACGGAUGCAGCUGAAUCACCUCUGCUCUCUGGGCCAAGGGACACUGUUUCCGGGAUUAUUUAUCCCUUCUCCUUGCCUUUGGCAUGCAUAGGUUAUUUAUCCUUCCUCCUUGCCGGUGACAUGUUAAAUGAAUAUGCAUGUGACUAGCUGGAUAGGCUUUGUAUACGGAAGAGAACCUUUCUGAGAGCACUGUUGCAGAUAAGCAGAAGUGCAUUGCAAAAAUAGGGAAGAAUACUGUGGACAGAACCUCCUCGCCCUUAUUGUUGGUAUCAACGGACACAGACAAAAAUAU